Messenger RNA from Trypanosoma cruzi, 369 nucleotides. RefSeq lists its product as uncharacterized. The transcript has a single exon. The record is from RefSeq and is a predicted model, not a curated record. The coding region runs from base 1 to 369 and encodes 122 amino acids. NCBI's taxonomy places the organism in Eukaryota, Euglenozoa, Kinetoplastea, Trypanosomatida, Trypanosomatidae.
AUGCGUCGGAGUGUUUACUUUAUGGGCCGCACGCUCACGCAGCGGCACCUGAACGCAUGUCGCAGUCCGCUGCUGACGGGGUAUGUUCGCCCCACGGCGACCUCCUGCACGAUGCGGGGGCUGGCGACCUCGCCGCUGUCAGUUGGCGCCCUUCUCGGGGCCUCUGCGUCUUCGGGCUCUCCAUUGCCGACGGAAGAAUUGUUUGAGGGCGCUCUCAGCCACACAGUUACCACUCUGCUUGCACGGCGGCUCAGCUCGACGUUGCUUUCCAAUUUAAUCGCUCUGCAGAAUAUCUCAACGUGCGUCAUAGCAUGCGAAAGAGUAAUGGGAUGUUGGGGCUUAUUUCUGUGUGUAUGCCCGGUGCGCUGA